CUUAUUCUUCCAAUAUUAUAAUACAUGAUGCUUAACUAUUAAAGUGAGUAGUUACAAGAACAAGGUAGCAAACAUCCUUUUUUGCAACACCUUAGAAUUUCAGAAAAAAUGGUUAGAAACUAUGGUUUCCUUGUCUGCAUUGUUGUCAUUGUCAUGGAUGUUAUUGCUGGCAUACUUGGAAUUCAAGCUGAAAUAUCUCAAAACAAGGUGAAGGAUUUGAAGAUGUGGGUGCUUGUUUGUAGGGAUCCAAGCUAUCAAGCUUUCAAGCUAGGACUUAGUGCUUCAAUUCUAUUGGCCUUGGCUCAUGCAAUUGCUCACUUCCUUGGUGGUUGCAUUUGCACAAAGUCUAUAGAAGAAUACAAAAGAGCCACAUCCAAUAGACAAUUAGCAAUGGCUUUCCUCAUUCUCUCAUGGAUAGUAUUAGGAGCUGCAUUCUCCAUGCUGAUUAUAGGCACAUUAGCCAACUCAAGAUCAAGAGAAUCGUGUGGGAUAUCAAAUCAUCGGUUUUUAUCCAUUGGAGGGGUUUUAUGUUUCAUUCACGGAUUGUUUACUGUUGCAUAUUACGUUUCAGCAACAACAACAAGAAGAGAAGAGUGCAACUGACAAGGAAAUGCAGUAUAGCCACUAGCUCAUUCUUAGUAGUUUUGGACUUUUGGUGCAAUUUUUUGUUGUUGUUGAAGAAGGGUACUGAAUAUUUGUAUCAUUAACUGGUU
This is a messenger RNA of Vicia villosa (hairy vetch), 713 nucleotides long. Its product is annotated as protein DESIGUAL 2. NCBI's taxonomy places the organism in Eukaryota, Viridiplantae, Streptophyta, Magnoliopsida, Fabales, Fabaceae. Bases 109 to 603 code for a protein of 164 amino acids. The transcript is spliced from 3 exons. The record is from RefSeq and is a predicted model, not a curated record.